This is a messenger RNA of Paracoccidioides brasiliensis Pb18, 2148 nucleotides long. RefSeq lists its product as uncharacterized. The coding region runs from base 1 to 2148 and encodes 715 amino acids. Gene Ontology annotation, cellular component: cytoplasm. Gene Ontology annotation, molecular function: alpha,alpha-trehalase activity; calcium ion binding. The record is from RefSeq and is a predicted model, not a curated record. The transcript has 5 exons. Gene Ontology annotation, biological process: trehalose catabolic process.
AUGGAGAAGAGCAGCACGCCGUUGAUUCUUCCCCUCACUGAACGUGCCUUAAGCCACGCAGCCCAUGUACUCAGAAAGUGCUCAUCCAUUCGUCGCGCACACGUCGAGGAAGCCACGGUAGGUUCCUAUUGCCAGUAUCCCGUCCUGCUCGAAAAUUUGCUAACCGGAAACGCAGAUGAGGGUUCGCUUCCGCCUGUUUUCAAGGUUUGGGUGGAUGUUACCAUGGAGAACUUGCUUGAUCAAGAAGAUACGGACAGGAACUUGCAGAUUACCGUGCUUGACAAUGGGCCAAAGGUGGUCUCUCUGGGGACUUUGCUCUCCGACGGCGGAAAGACUCGGGAAAUUCGGGGGACGUAUCUUCUUGCAAACCUCCUUGAGGAACUUCACCUGACCAAGGGGAAACGCGCAUCAAAGGUGAUUCACUUUAGCGAUGUCUCCGAAGACCCAGUGUCUCGUAUAAACCGUAAGAUCAAGGAACAAUACUGGAGCAAUUUGACCAGACGGCUGGAUGAGUCGAUGAUCGAGGCUGCCGCGCCAGAUCCCAAGGACUGGAAUGAGAACCCACGACCACGGAUUUACGUUCCAUACGGCGAAGAGAGACUUUAUAACUAUUACUGCAAAGUUUCGGAGAGCAAACCCCAAUUGAAACUUCAAGUUCAAUAUCUCCCUCAGGGAGAAGUUACAGGUGAAUUUGUCCAUUCCCUCCGGGACCGGCCUGGCUUGCUUGCGCUUGAAAUGGACUAUUCGGACCCGGAGAAACCGCGAGGACUGCAGUUUGUUGUCCCUGGUGGCCGGUUUAACGAAUGCUAUUAUUGGGACAGUUAUUUUUCGUGCCUCGGUCUCCUAGAAGCGGGAAGGAUUGACCUGGCGAAAGACAUUCUCAGGAACUUUAUAUUCGAAGUGAAGAAUUACGGCAAAAUUCCAAAUGCAAAUAGAUCUUACUACCUCUGCAGAUCGCAACCUCCGUUCCUUACAGAUCUCGCGGUGCGAAUUUUCCAAGCCCUCGACAACAAAUAUGAGGCGGAUGAGAUUUUGAAGGCCGGAAUUCUAGCUGCGAUCAAAGAGUACUUCACUGUUUGGAUGUCUGAGCCGCGGUACGACUCUGCCACAGGGCUCUCGCGGUUCAGGCCCCCUGGUGCAGGUAUUCCCUUAGAAGUCGAAGAGGGGCAUUUUGAUGCGGUCCUUUACAAAUAUGCCGAAAAGUACGGCUGCACAAUCCCCGAGUUUAUCAACAAAUAUAAUGCUGGGAACUGGAAUGAGCCUGAACUUGAUCAAUACUUUAUGCAUGAUAGAGGGGUAAGAGAAUCAGGACAUGACACAUCGUACCGAUUCGACCAAGGCUGUGCAGACCUCGCUACUGUGGACCUGAACUGUCUUCUAUACAAGUAUGAAACUGACCUAGCCUGGGCUAUCGAAACUGUCUUCAACGAUAAUCUUCCCGUCCCAGCCGAAUGGCAGGUACCAGGCAUGAGUGGCCAGAUCGAGACGUCUUCAUCCUGGUUUCAACGUGCCCAAAAACGUCGGGAACGUACAAAUGAAUACCUCUGGAAUCCAGAAAAAGGCAUGUACUUCGACUUCAACACUAGAACCCACCAGCCCACCACGUAUGAAUAUGUAACAACCCUCUACCCGCUUUGGUGCGGCAUUGCCAGUCCUGAACAAGCUGAAUCUCUCGUUACCAAAGCACUACCCAAAUUUGAAUGCGUCGGCGGCUUGAGUACAAGUACUGAGAAGUCGCGGGGCCUAGUUAGCAUGCCUCACCGGCCUCCGAAGCAAUGGGAUUUCCCCUUCGGAUGGGCGCCGCAUCAGAUACUGGCCUGGGAUGGACUGAAGCGAUAUGGAUACACUCAUGAGAUGGAGAGGUUGGCGUAUCGCUGGCUGCAGCUCAUGGUCAGGGUUGCAGUAAAUUACCAUGGAGCUAUUGUGGAGAAGUAUGAUGUGACGCAACUAGAUAACCCGAGCCAGGUAAAUGCGGAGUAUGGGAAUCAGGGACUAGAUUUUAAAUAUGCGAAUGUUGAAGGGUUCGGUUGGAGCAAUGCCAGCUUCUCUUACGGGCUGUCACUCAUCAAGCACCAAAAAAUUAUGGUGAAAGCGCUGAGCCUUUGUGUCCCGUACGAUGAUUUGCGGAUGGAGACCGUCCAUCGUUGA